Molecule: messenger RNA, 1431 nt
Organism: Penicillium verhagenii
Lineage: Eukaryota; Fungi; Ascomycota; Eurotiomycetes; Eurotiales; Aspergillaceae
Exons: 2
Coding region: 1-1431 (476 amino acids)
Biological process (GO): peptidyl-threonine phosphorylation; peptidyl-serine phosphorylation
Molecular function (GO): protein serine/threonine kinase activity; ATP binding
Source: RefSeq, a predicted model, not a curated record
AUGUUGGCCACGCAAAAACCAGCGUUGGACCCUCAGGGGACUCAAACGACCAUCCAAAAACUACUAGCAAGUAUUCGGGACCAUGAAGCGAGCAUUCAGAAUCACAAAACAAGCAUCCAGUCACAUGAAGACAGCAUUCAGGCGAUACGAGGGCUAAUUGAGUCUCUACAAUCGAAUGCUCAGACACCUGAAGCGAUCACUAAAAAAACUGUCCAAGAUUCCCAGGUUGAGGAUACGGAAUUCGGUGACUUCGCUAAGGGCGCAGAAGAGGAGGGCAAUGUUGAAUUCGAGAACGAGCCCUGGGAUAACUACGCUGCCAGCGAAAAAACCGAACUUUUCUACCCAGUGUACAUUGGCGAGUUGCUUAACGGGCGAUACUUAGUCGAACACAAGCUUGGUCAUGGAGGGUUUUCUACGGUCUGGAUGGCCCAUGAUCUCCAUGACGGGAAAGAUGUUGCUCUGAAGGUCUUGUCGCUCGGGGGAUAUGAUACGAAUGAGACGCGCAUUCAGACUGAGAUUCGGCAGCACAUCCAGGACAGGUCACAUCUUUUGGUGGCCCUGGACACAUUUAUUCUCCCUCGUGAGGACAAUGCUAACUUUCAUACAAUCCACGUUCUUCCCUUAGUGGGCCCCACUCUAUCAUGGAUCGUUAUGGAGGGGAUGUCGAUGACUACUCGAAUGUCCGCUGCUCUUCAAUUGCUCAAGGCCUUGAAGGCCUUGCAUGAAGUUGGAAUUGUUCAUCGUGAUUUGAGCGAUGCCAACUGUAUGUGGGGGCUUCAAUCCCUUAGUGGUCUAAGCCGGGCGGAAAAGUACGAGAAAUUCAAUCGGCCAUUGAAAAUGCGGAUACCAUAUGUCAAACCCGAGCUCUGGAAAAAGGGAGAGCUCGUUCGGCCUGCUGAGAUUCCCACUGAGUUGCGCACAGAUGAUAUCUUCUUGGGAGAUUUUGGAAUCUCGACCAAACUAGGCGACCCCACAUACGAAGCCAUGCCGGGAUUUCCACCACCCCUGUAUUGUUCACCAGACCGAUUGCACAAUGAACCCCCGAGCUUUGCGUGCGAUAUGUGGAGCUAUAUGAUUAUAUUCUCGGAACUGUACUUGGACUUUCCGCCUUUUUUCUCUACAGCCAAGGGUGGAAUCAUCGGUGAUCUUUUCGAGAUCCUAGGCCCUUUACCUGCGCGUUGGAAAGGUCUUUGCGAUGACCCCAUCAUUGAGGAUUCGUGGUAUGAGGACAUUGAGAAGCCUUUCCCGAAUGCGGAACUCAGAAAGCGAAUCACUAUGCGUCGGCCUGAGAUGGACGAAGCUGAGAAAGAUCUCGCUAUAUCUGUCUUGCGAAAGGCGUUUGUCUACUCCCCCGAGAAACGUCUCAGUGCCGCGCAGCUUCUGGAAGACAGUGACUUCAAGGCACUGAUGCAAAGGUGUUGGAGAUUGUGA